AUGGCCCCCAAGACGGAGAAGAAGCCGGCGGUGAAGAAGCCCGUGGAGGAGGAGCCCGCGGCCGAGAAGGCCCCGGCCGGCAAGAAGCCGAAGGCGGAGAAGCGGCUGCCGGCGGGGAAGACGGCGGCCAAGGAGGGCGGCGAGGGCAAGAAGGGGAAGAAGAAGGCCAAGAAGUCCGUCGAGACCUACAAGAUCUACAUCUUCAAGGUGCUCAAGCAGGUGCACCCGGACAUCGGCAUCUCCUCCAAGGCCAUGUCCAUCAUGAACUCCUUCAUCAACGAUAUUUUCGAGAAGCUCGCCGGCGAGUCCGCCAAGCUCGCGCGCUACAACAAGAAGCCCACCAUCACGUCCCGGGAGAUCCAGACCUCCGUCCGCCUCGUCCUCCCCGGCGAGCUCGCCAAGCACGCCGUCUCCGAGGGCACCAAGGCCGUCACCAAGUUCACUUCCGCCUAGGCUGCUGUGUUGUGUUCUCGGAGAGUGGCUCCUUUCUUCUGUUUCGUCUUUAGGUGAAAUCGGUGUUACU
Messenger RNA from Lolium rigidum, 523 nucleotides. Its product is annotated as histone H2B.2. Gene Ontology annotation, biological process: nucleosome assembly. Gene Ontology annotation, cellular component: nucleosome. The transcript has a single exon. Gene Ontology annotation, molecular function: DNA binding; protein heterodimerization activity; structural constituent of chromatin. Lineage: Eukaryota; Viridiplantae; Streptophyta; Magnoliopsida; Poales; Poaceae. The coding region runs from base 1 to 453 and encodes 150 amino acids. The record is from RefSeq and is a predicted model, not a curated record.